This is a messenger RNA of Leptopilina boulardi, 2372 nucleotides long. RefSeq names its product short-chain dehydrogenase/reductase family 16C member 6-like. Lineage: Eukaryota; Metazoa; Arthropoda; Insecta; Hymenoptera; Figitidae. The coding region runs from base 184 to 1104 and encodes 306 amino acids. The record is from RefSeq and is a predicted model, not a curated record. Gene Ontology annotation, cellular component: lipid droplet. Gene Ontology annotation, molecular function: oxidoreductase activity, acting on the CH-OH group of donors, NAD or NADP as acceptor. The transcript has 8 exons.
ACAACGAUGAGGAGACACAGGGACUUUAGUUGCGAUUUGAUCGCGGACAACGAAGGAUCUUGAUGUGUUUAGCGUUAUAAUUUAAAAAGUCAAUAAUAGUGUGCACCAUUUCAUAUAAGAAACUCUUAUAUAUACAUAUAUAUACAUAACAUAAUUUUGAAAAGGAGAAACUUGAAACGAGACAUGGUUAAUGCAUAUGGAGGAGUACUGAUUGUAGCCGAUGUUUUAAUGUUAAUAAUAAAGAUAAUUUUUUAUCUUUUUGAAAGUAUUUAUCGAUUCUUCGUUCCCGUGGAGGAGAAAAGCGUCGCAGGAGAAAUUGUUCUGGUAACUGGAGCUGGUCAUGGAAUUGGAAAAGAAUUGGCACUGAGAUAUGCCAGUUUAGGAGCAACUGUUGUUUGCUGGGACAUAAAUGAACAAGGAAAUGAAGAAACAACAAAUGAAAUUAAAAAACAAGGAGCUGCAAGAGCAUACGCUUAUAAAUGCGAUGUAUCGAAUAGGGAGGAAGUUUUACAAACUGCGGAAAAAGUAAAAGAGGAAGUUGGUAAUGUAACAAUUCUUAUAAAUAAUGCAGGAAUAAUGCCUUGCCAUUCAUUUCUCACGCAUACUCAGGAAGAAAUUAAAAAGACAGUCGAUGUCAAUCUCAUGGCUCAUUUUUGGAUGCUGCAAGCCUUCUUGCCGAGUAUGAUUGAGAAAGAUCAUGGUCACGUGGUGGCAUUAUCAUCAAUGGCGGGAAUUGUUGGUCUUCCUAAUCUUGUGCCCUAUUGCGCAACAAAAUUCGCAGUCAGAGGAAUCAUGGAGUCUAUUAGUGAAGAAAUACGUCAAGCUAGUCCAAACAAAAUGACAAAUAUCAAAUUCACGACUAUUUAUCCUUACAUGGUAGACACAGGUCUUUGCAAAAAACCAAGAACGAGGUUCCCCAAUCUUUUGGCGUUGGUUCAGCCGAAGGAAGCUGCUAAUCAAAUAAUUACUGCACAAAGACGAAACGAAUUGGAAGCAACUAUUCCUAAUUAUUGGUUUACAGUUAAUACUGUUGUUAGGUGUCUACCAUAUAAAGCGGCAUUUCAAAUAAUGGAUUUUGUAGACAGUGGCCUUGAAGCAGACUGAUAAUAUAUUAUUAUAGAAUAAUAUUAAUAAUUUCGAAAAAAAAUAGUCCCUAAGCAAAGUUAAUUUACUAUUGAAUGUUGACCACUUGUACAUAAUGUGUUUUUCUCCGUAUGCGUUUGAAGAUUAAUUAAAAGCAAUAAUAAAAAAUUAAUGUUUGAUAUAGAAACAAAUAGAAUACGUUAAAUUAAAGUUUAACCAUUUUCUAUAAAACAUAUCGACUUUGCACAAUAUUAUAUUAUUAUAAAUAUAAAAAAAAAGCUGUGUAAAAAAAAUAUUUUUCCUUAGUAUAAUCGCUAUUGAAAAAAAAAAAAAAACUACGAUGAAUGACUGAAUGAGUGUUCAUUGGAAAAGUUUUAUACUUUUUUAAUGCAAUUUUUUUCUUCAAAAUAUUUUAAUUUUAAAAAUAUCAAAAAAAUGUGUUAAAUAAAAUUUGUUUUUUUUCAAUUUUUCUUUUUUGUGUAAAAUAUUCAAAAUAGUGUACACAAAAAAAUGCUUUAAAUGUAAAAGAAUGAUACUAUUUUAAGAUAAUUUAAUAAUUUAGAUUAUUAUAUUUAAAGUUUAAAGACCGCAGGAGUUGUAUUCUUACUUGUGAUUUUUAUUAUUCAUUCAAAAAAUUUUUAUAUUUUGCAAUAGGCACUUCAAAAAUAGUUAAAUAAAAAUAGAAUGUUAAAUAAUUCAAGCAAUAAUAAAAAAAACGAAUUCAAAUCAUUGAAAGAGUAUUCUUUUAUUAUUUUUCGUCUAUCAUUUAGGAAAUUAUUUUCAUUUUUACCUUAUUUUUACAAAACAAAUCUAAAGUGUCCUAAAAAGUUUUUUUUUUUUUUUUACAGAUAUAUUUUUUAUUAGAAAAUUAAGAAUAAAAAAAAUUUACGUUUUAUUUUUAGAUAUCCAAUUUUAAGAAACGACUUUUUGGACAAUGUUUCUUUUUUUUUUUUUUUUUUUUUCUUCUUAGGACAUUCACAUUCAGUCGGCUUAUAAAAUUAGAAUACAUAGUAUUCAAAAGACGUGAAGAUUUCAUUUGUACAAAAUAGUCAUUUUAUAUUCGACUCAUAAAAUGCGAAUAUAAAAUCACUUGAGUUUUGCUCGCUCGGAAAUCAUUUUAAACGAAGACGCGAGAGUUUAUCGUAAAAAAAUAUAUAUUGUACAAAUCUACUUGUAUUAAAAAAGUUUUACAAAAAAAAAAGCGUUGUAUUCAAAAUUAAAUAAAAAGCUAUUCAAUAUAAAGGCAUUGACUUAGUUAGCGGACUAUAAAUGUUUUUAUACUAUAUAUA